AAGCAAUAAUAUGGGUUCAAGUUUUCUACUCAAAAUCUUCAACUGUUGGGACUUCCUCCAGUUGGAACAUCCUCCCAAGCCGCCGUUAUCUCCCCGGCCAACUCACAAGGCGCCGGUUUAUUUCCCCAGCGAACACGUCGACGGCGUGCUUUCCUUCCUUCCCGUCAAAUCAGUGAUUCGAUUCAGAUGUGUAAGCAAGACAUUGAAUUCUCUCAUCUCUGAUCCCUCCUUUGUCAAAUUGCAUCUUAACCGAUCUGCACAAAAUGAAUAUACCUCAAACUUGUAUACAUCUGGGAAAGGAAUACCAUCUCCUCCUUCGCAUUUUUCUCGUAGGAGAGAAAGCAUUCCAAUCACUUACAAAUUCCCAGAAGAUCCUUCCUAUAAACUUAAGGACACGGACUAUAUAGUUGGUUUUUGCAAUGGUUUACUCUGCUUGUACGGUCAUUGUUUGAACCAUGACGAUACAAUUUCAGAGACGUGGCUCCGUAUUUGGAACCCCGCCACGAGGACAAUAUCAGAAAAACUAUCACGUAGUGGCAAAGUCUAUUCACCUACUAAUUUGAAGUUUGGCUAUGAUAAUUCAACCAACACUUAUAAGGUGUUGUAUUUCUGUCCCGGUAAAAAAAAGGUAAGAGUUCUUACUUUGGGUAAUAAUGUUUGGAGAAAAAUUCAAAAUUUUCCGGUGAACCAUGAUUUCUCCUUGGAUCUUGUGGAUAUGAGGGGUCGUGUUGUUUGGUUGGCAAUUCACAAUCACUUCUUAUCUAUUUAUGAUUGUAAGAGUAUUACUAUUGAGCAAUUUGUGAUUAUUUCACUUGAUUUGAGCACGGAGACACAUAUUCAGUUGCGGCCUCCUUGUGGUUUAAAUGAAGUGCCAAUUGUUGUACCAAAACUAAGUGUAUUAAACGAUUGCCUUUGUUUUGCUCAUGAUUUCAAACAAACUCAUUUUGUAUUAUGGCAAAUGAAAGAAUUUGGAGUUGAAGAAUCUUGGAGUCAAUUCUUUAAAAUUUGUUAUCAAGAUAUUUUGGAAGAUUAUGACUUUAAUAAUGAGUCCAACUUUCGUCUGUCGCCAUUAUACUAUUCGGAGAAGGAUGAUGCACUAUUUUUGAUGAACUAUCAUAAACAACAAGCAAUCAUAUAUAGCAGAAGAUAUAACAGAGUAGAGAGUAAGAAAAGACUUUGGUUGUUGGAUCGCCCUUAUGUUGAAAGCUUGGUUUGGUAUUGUUGAAAGUUGUUGCAGCGGACUUAAAAGUGACAGC
Molecule: messenger RNA, 1256 nt
Organism: Vicia villosa (hairy vetch)
Lineage: Eukaryota; Viridiplantae; Streptophyta; Magnoliopsida; Fabales; Fabaceae
Product: F-box/kelch-repeat protein At3g23880-like
Exons: 2
Coding region: 11-1225 (404 amino acids)
Molecular function (GO): protein binding
Source: RefSeq, a predicted model, not a curated record